GCCUCUAGUGCAGGCCUCGCUGAAGCCUGAACUGUAGUGUUGGCUGGCUGGCUGUUGUAGGCAGCAAGGAAGGAAGGAGGCAGAAUGGCCAGCACUGGCUGUCCUUGCCCACCACAGCUCUGUGCCAACCCUCUACUCAGCCAAGCCAAGCCUUUGCUGCUUAGAAAUGGAGGAAGCGCGUUCCAGAGUCCCAGGGCAACUCUAGAAAAGGACCGGUUUCGAGUCGCUACUAAUCGAGUUGGUGACAACUGCAGCUGGACCUCCCCAGAUGAUCUCAACAAGUGCAAAGUAGAUCUUCUGACUUUUUUUGCAGCUCUUACCAUGGGGUGUGGACUAAGGAAGCUAGAAGACCCAGAUGAUAGCAGCCCUGGAAAAAUAUUUUCGACACUGAAGAGACCUCAAGUGGAAACAAAGACAGACUCUGCUUAUGAGUAUGUUUUGCUAGAUUUCACACUAGAAGGUUCUUCAAAUCCAGAAGUUAUCAAGAUCAGCUCAGUGUUGGAUAUUGCAAAAAAGGUAGAGGAGUAUUAUACUAAAGGCUAUGUGGUAGGCGCUAUUCAUCCUGUUUUACUGUCUCUUGGACGACGAAGGCACUUUUCAGCAAGUCAUAUGUAUCGAGUCGUGCUCUUGCGUCCUAAAUUAAGCCAGAAGCAUCCAGCAUCCCAAGGACAAAGACAUCCCAGGCUUGUGAUUGAAGAGUGUCUUUUAACAUAUGAAACACUAACAAAUGAGGUAGUAAAAGGACUAUUAGAAAAGGUCAAUGAUGCUGCAAAAAGAGGGAUGAAGUUUGUUGGAUUUGUAACGCAGCCUUGUCCUCGGACUAAAGUCUGCAAUGGCACAAAUGUGGAUGGAAAUACAGAGUCUGAGUCAACACUAUGCAGAAGAAGUAGAGAACAGAAGAGGCACGAUUCUGAUGAAAAUGUUAAAACCUGGAAUGGAGGGACAUUUAGUGGUCAGUCCUCUGAGAGUGGAAUAGAGGAAGAGAUUCAGCCAGACAGUGGACAGUCUCAAGAUAUCGAUCUUCAAGAUGGAAGAGAAGGCUACCCUAGUCCUACCAAGUUAAGGAAAGGAGAAGAUAACAAAUUGUAUACAGUCUUCAAUGUUUUUGAAGAUGACUCCACCUCUUGGAUCUAUCAUGAGGGUGUUCUGUCUUUAAAAGUGUCAAGAAAAGGGCCAGUGAUUAGUACUUUGGAUGCUGAUUGGCUAGAAUUAACCACAUUUUAUUACAAACAAGGGCUGUCAUUAGUUGACUCAUUUGUAUACUGGGAACCUUCUAAAGUUGAGUACUUGCCCAAAACAUUAGAUGGCUUAUUUAUAUAUGAAGAAGGAGGCUCGGGAGUUCCAGGUUCAAACAGGAAAGGAAAUGAUGCCAUAGUUGUAGAACAAUGGACUGUCAUUGAGGGCAAUGAAAUAAAAAACGAUUAUGGUCCUCUGCUCCACACUUUGGCUGAGUUUGGUUGGCUUUUAACAUGUGUACUGCCUACACCAAUCAUCCGUAUGGACAGUGAGGGAAAUCUGGCUACCAAGCAAGUGGUUUUCCUUCAGAGGCCUGUUAUGUGGGAUCCAGUUGCCCAGACACCUGAGAAGAAACCCACCAAGCUGCUCAGAGAAGAAAAAGGCAAAGUUUCAAGCAGAAGUGUUGGAUUAGACACAACUACUUCCCAUCCUGCACAAAGUACACAUCCUACAGAUGAGUUGUUUAAUCUGUCUCCUUCUACACAGAGUUGGGCCAAGGAAGGAUCUACCCAGUUUGGAAGCUUCCCUGGCUUCAGCAGCAAUGACAUGCUAAGGGAAUUGGAGGAUGGACAGUUUGACCAAGAUGAUGGAGUCACUCAGGUCACAUGUAUGUGAGCAGUAACUGUAUUAGACAGACAUGUACAUAAUUCAAAGAAAUGUAAAAAAUAGAAUUUACUUUUUAUAUGCAUUGGUAUAGAAUUCAGCCUUUCCUUAGCCAAAUAUAUGUACUUUGUACUUCUCCUCCCUGCCCCCACUGUCUCAACAUUGUGCUCAUAGCAAAACUUUACUUGCAUAGUAUUUAGCAGAAGUGUUGACUUUCGGUUAGGCCUACUUACUUCACUGGGAUGUUACAUUUCUAGAACAGUAUUAAAUGUCACUGGCAAUUAUCUCAAUGAUUGUUAUCGUUCUGACAUCUGGAAGGGAAACAACUGCAGAUGGGGUGUUGGCUGCUGUUGGAAAACAUAAUAACACUUUCAACGAGAAGUGGAAAUGUUAGGGAAAGGAUAUUGUAUCACAUGUCAUCAUAAACAUUGUAAGGUUUAAGAGUAAAUUAAAACUGUAUAUAAGGAA
Molecule: messenger RNA, 2307 nt
Organism: Hemicordylus capensis (graceful crag lizard)
Lineage: Eukaryota; Metazoa; Chordata; Lepidosauria; Squamata; Cordylidae
Gene: RFTN2
Product: raftlin family member 2
Exons: 12
Coding region: 85-1851 (588 amino acids)
Source: RefSeq, a predicted model, not a curated record